AAACAUCGUUGGAACUGUUUAUCCUGACGUCAGUUUGAACGGCUCGCACUGCCCCCGUAUCACUUCACGCGACUCUGAACUGAGCUUCGGCUGGAUUUCGGGAAUCGAUGAACUUCGCCAUCCAAACUACUGGAGCCUCUGAAAUGAUUUCGGCUUGCUUUCCCAACUGGACUAACAACAUAAAAUGAAUACCUGCGCAUUUCUCUUGAUCCUGGCGGUUCAGAUUCACGCCGACAGCGUAGAGGGACCAACAGCGGGCUGCACGUUUGAUGAGGACUCCGACCCCAGCCUGUGCGAGUUCAGCCAAGGGGAGGAGGAUGACUUUGAUUGGCAGCUGUUCCGCGCUCAUGCCUCGCCACACUCCACCUCUGAUCUCUUGCGUGGCUCCUACAUGAUGGUCAACUCCUCCCAGCAUGCAGCGGGGCAGAGGGCUCAGCUUCUGCUACAGACGCUAAGUGAAAACGACACGCACUGCGUGCAGUUCAGCUACUUCCUGUACAGCAGAGAUGGCCACAGCCCAGGGGCGCUGCGGUCUUAUGUGCGGGUCAAUGGUGGGCCGCUUGGCAUUCCCGUGUGGAAUGUCUCUGGCUCACGUGGACGACAGUGGCACCAGGUGGAACUAGCAGUCAGCACUUUCUGGCCAAAUGAGUACCAGAUAUUGCUGGAGGCGACUGUGGACCGCAAAGGCUACAUUGCAGUUGAUGACAUACUCCUGUUGAACUACCCCUGUUAUAAAGCCCCUCAUUUUUCCCGUUUGGGGGAUGUGGAGGUCAACGCUGGACAAAACGCCACUUUCCAGUGUGUGGCAGCUGGACGUCCCAAUGAAGCAGAGAAGUUUCUGUUGGAGCGGCACAAGGGUGAAGUGUCUUCAGGUGGUUCUGUCAAGCACUUGGGCCGCAACCGCUUCUCAGUGUCCUUUCAACUGGAGGACGUCCAGAAGCCAGAGCAGGACCUCUACCGCUGCGUCACACAGUCCUCCAGAGGCUCCGGUGUCUCCAACUUUGCUGAACUCAUUGUCAAAGUUCCUCCAUCUCCCAUUGCUCCACCCCAGCUUUUGAGAGCGGGUUCCACGUAUUUGAUCAUUCAACUAAACACAAACUCCAUUCUGGGCGAUGGCCCCAUCAUCCGUCGGGAAAUCGAAUAUCGGGCCAGCCAGGCACCUUGGUCAGAGAUCCUUGGAGUUAACAUGGUUACCUAUAAGCUCUGGCACCUGGAUCCAGAUACAGAGUACCAUAUCAGUGUGCUGCUCACCCGGCCGGGCGAGGGUGGGACGGGACCACCGGGACCACCCCUCAUCAGCAGAACUAAAUGUGCAGAGCCCAUGCGGGCACUGCGUGGUCUUCGAGCUUUAGAGAUCCAGUCCCGUCAGCUGACCUUGCAGUGGGAGACGCCAGCCUUCAACCUGACCCGCUGCCACACGUACUCAGUCUCCUUGUGUUACCGCUACACGACUGCAGGGGGUGGCGGUGGGCACAACACCACGGUGAGAGAAUGCCUGGCUGUGGAGCACAACACUUCACGCUUCACCCUCAGAGAUCUGCCUCCUUUUCACACCAUCCAAAUACGCCUGGCACUCGCCAACACAGAGGGCAAGAAGGAAGGGAAGGAGGUCAUGUUUCAAACUGAGGAGGACAUUCCCGGAGGCAUUGCUCCUGAGUCUCUUACCUUCACUCCACUUGAAGAUAUGAUUUUCCUUAAGUGGGAGGAGCCGGUGGAACCCAAUGGUCUCAUCACACAGUAUGAGAUCAGCUACCAGAGUAUUGAAUCAUCAGACCCCGGGAUCAACGUUCCAGGCCCGAGGCGCACCGUUUCCAAACUGAGGAACGAGACUUACCAUAUGUUCUCCAACCUGCAUCCUGGCACCACCUACCUGAUCUCUGUGCGGGCGCGCACCGCCAAAGGCUUCGGCCAAACAGCACUCACGGAGAUCACCACCAACAUCUCUGCGCCUACAUUUGAUUAUGGAGACAUGCCGUCCCCUCUGAGUGAGACAGAAAGCACCAUCACAGUCCUACUGCGUCCAGCACAAGGCCGAGGAGCUCCAGUCAGCACAUAUCAAGUGAUUGUGGAGGAGGAAGCUGGUAGGAAGGUGAAGAGAGAACUGGGUGUUCAGGACUGCUUCCUCAUUCCAACAUCUCACGGUGAGGCUCAGGCCCGUGGUGCUCCACACUACUAUACAGCUGAACUUCCUCCAAGCAGCCUGCCCCAGGCUACACCCUUUACUGUGGGGGACAACCACACCUACAACGGCUACUGGAACAGCCCUCUGGACCCCAGGAAGAACUACCUCAUCUACUUCCAGGCCAUGAGCAACUUUAGAGGCGAAACAAGGAUAAACUGCGUCCGCAUCGCCCGUAAAGCCGCCUGUAAAGACCAUCAGCGUGCUCUUGAGGUCACACAGCGCUCAGAGGAGAUGGGGCUCAUCCUAGGAGUGUGCGCUGGUGGGCUGGUGGUCCUGAUACUGCUACUUGGGGCCAUUAUCAUAAUCAUUAAAAAAGGAAGGGAUUACUACUCAUACUCUUAUUAUCCUAGGAAGCCGGUGAACAUGAAUAAGACCCCCAUGACGUACAGGCAAGAGAAGAGUAAUAUGAUAGGCUCCAUGGAGCGCAGUUUCACUGAUCAGAGCACUCUGCAGGAGGACGAGAGGAUGGCCUUGUCAUUUAUGGACACCCAUACGUGCAGCACUCGCAGUGAUCCACGGAGCUCUAUGAAUGAGUCCAGCAGUCUUCUGGGCGGAUCGCCUCGACGUCAGUGUGGCCGCAAAGGAUCGCCCUAUCACACGGGUCAGCUUCACCCGGCAGUGCGUGUGGCUGACCUCCUACAACACAUCAACCAGAUGAAAACUGCAGAAGGUUAUGGCUUUAAACAGGAAUAUGAGAGCUUCUUUGAUGGCUGGGAUAUCAAUAAGAAGAAGGAUAAAACUAAGGGAAGGCACGAUACCCUGAUGGGUUAUGACCGUCACAGGGUGAAACUGCACCCACUGCUAGGUGAUCCCAACUCUGAUUAUAUCAAUGCCAAUUACAUCGAUAUUCGGAUAAACAGGGAAGGUUACCAUCGAUCCAACCACUUCAUCGCCACUCAGGGGCCCAAGCAGGAGACAGUGUAUGAUUUUUGGAGGAUGGUUUGGCAAGAAAACUGCUUUAGUAUCGUCAUGAUCACCAAGCUAGUGGAGGUGGGCAGGGUGAAAUGCUGCAAGUAUUGGCCAGAUGAGUCAGAGAUGUACGGAGACAUUAAGAUCACACUGCUGAAGACCGAAACUCUGGCGGAGUACACAGUGCGAACUUUUGCCCUGGAGCGGAGAGGAUACUCCGCCAAACAUGAAGUAUGUCAGUUUCACUUUACAUCAUGGCCUGAGCAUGGAGUCCCAUACCAUGCCACGGGUCUGUUAGCCUUCAUCCGGCGGGUCAAAUCCUCCACGCCACUCGACGCAGGGCCUGUGGUGGUCCACUGCAGUGUGGGAGCAGGCAGGACAGGCUGCUAUAUCGUGCUGGAUGUAAUGCUGGACAUGGCAGAGUGUGAAGGAGUGGUGGACAUUUACAACUGUGUGAAGACCCUCUGCUCUCGCCGCAUCAACAUGAUCCAGACAGAGGAGCAGUACAUAUUUAUUCACGAUGCCAUCCUGGAGGCGUGCCUGUGUGGGGAGACGGCCAUCCCGGUAAACGAGUUUGCCCUGGCUUACAAAGAGAUGCUGAGGGUGGAUUCUCAGAGCAACUCUUCACAGCUACGAGAGGAGUUCCAGACGCUAAACUCGGUGACUCCUCAUCUGGAUGUCGAGGAGUGCAGCAUUGCCUUGUUACCACGAAACCGCGAGAAGAACCGCAGCAUGGACGUUCUCCCACCUGACAGGGCCCUCGCCUUCCUGGUGACCACUGAGGGAGAAAGUAACAACUACAUUAACGCGGCACUGAUGGAUAGUUUCCACCGGCCUGCUGCCUUCAUUGUAACCCCUCACCCGCUGCCCGGCACAACCUCUGACUUCUGGAGGCUGGUGUUUGACUAUGGCUGCACCUCUGUGGUCAUGCUGAAUCAGCUGAACCAAUCAAACUCUGCUUGGCCUUGUGUGCAGUACUGGCCCGAACCAGGUCUUCAGCAGUAUGGUCCUAUGCAAGUGGAGUUUCUGUCCAUGUCUGCAGAUGAGGACAUCAUCACCCGGCUUUUCCGGGUCAAAAACGUAACAAGAUUGCAGGAGGGUCAGCUAGUCGUGUGCCAGUUCCAGUUCUUGCGCUGGUCUGCAUAUCGUGAUGUGCCUGACUCCAAAAAGGCCUUCCUCAACCUGCUGGCCAAUGUGCAGAAGUGGCAGAGGGAGUGUGGGGAAGGUCGUACAGUAGUCCACUGCCUGAACGGUGGUGGCCGCAGCGGAAUGUACUGUGCUAGCAACAUCCUGAUGGAAAUGAUCCAGUACCAGAACAUGGUGGACGUCUUCUAUGCCGUCAAGACCCUGCGUAACGCUAAGCCCAACAUGGUGGAGACACUGGAGCAGUAUCGUUUCUGUUAUGAGCUGGUUCUGGAGUAUUUGGACUGCUUGGAGGUCAGAUAGCGGAAUCCCCCCCCCAUCCCGCCAUGCUGACUUCACUGCAUGGAGCAGGACCACCAGCAGGCUCACUUUCACACCCUCAAUCACCUCUGCUUACCUUCUU
This is a messenger RNA of Carassius carassius (crucian carp), 4637 nucleotides long. Its product is annotated as receptor-type tyrosine-protein phosphatase U. The record is from RefSeq and is a predicted model, not a curated record. Gene Ontology annotation, cellular component: membrane. Gene Ontology annotation, biological process: protein dephosphorylation. Bases 185 to 4537 code for a protein of 1450 amino acids. The transcript has 31 exons. Lineage: Eukaryota; Metazoa; Chordata; Actinopteri; Cypriniformes; Cyprinidae. Gene Ontology annotation, molecular function: protein tyrosine phosphatase activity; protein binding.